CGGAGCAGCUGUCAUGUGAUACCCUGACCGAGGAGCUGCUGCUGUUCUCAGUGGCUUCCUACCUCCUUUUUUUACAUGAAGCUUAGAUAGAAAACAACCACAACAAAGACCAGAGGAGUAGUCGCACGCGCUCUGGAGACACUGCUGGGUUUUACUGGACACACUCAGGGGGAGCUGGGGUUGUUUUAAUUUGCCCCCCUCGCUCGGACGCUGCCAUGGGUUGCUGUUACAGCAGCGAAAACGAGACCACAGAGCAGGACCCUGAACGGAAGCCGCUGAUCCCUCCGAACCCUGUCAGCAAACCUCCAAAUGGGACAGACUGGAUCACGACCACGGUCCCGUCCGCGCGGACAGAUGAACAGGCCCUCCUUACGUCCAUCCUCACUAAGACAGCACAGAACAUCAUCGAUGUCUCAGCAGCUGACUCCGUCAUGAUGGAGCAACAUGAAUACAUGGACAAAGCUCGGCAAUACAGUACGAAGCUGGCCGUGCUGAGUAACAGUCUGCCCCAGAAGAAAGCCCUGGCGCUCCCCUCCCUCACCAGCCAGCCCCACCAAGUGCUCGCCAGCGACCUGGUGCCAUACUCAGAUGUUCAGCAGGUGUCCAAGAUAGCAGCUUACGCUUACAGUGCAAUCUCUCAAAUCAAAGUGGAUGCUAAAGAAGAACUAGUCGUGCAGUUUGCCAUUCCUUGAUUCUGCAACUCUGGCCUGCAUAUUCUUUCUCCCAUCCCGCUCUCUCUCUCUCUCUCUCUCUCUCUCCCUCUCUCUCUCUCUCUCUCUCUCUCUAAGUCACUUCUUGCAUCCUCACCCUCCAGCCCACUCCUUUAUAUAUAUAUAUAAAAAAAAAAGAAGAAGAGCAUUGUGGUCCUUGUGCUUCUUAGCUAUAUGCCUCUAACUUGCUACUAAAGGCAGAGAGACGAUAUAGGAUUGCACCUCAAGUCCUUUUUACUGUACUUAAUGAUGGAUCAAUGAAAAGCAGUCGUCAUGGGUAACAGAAGAGACGGGGCCCUCCUCCUCUCUACUUUUAAUGCCUGGAUCACAGCGUUUGGCGUUUGGACGUUUGGCGUUUGUCUGAACCGGAUGUGUGGAGAAAAAAAAACAUCAUCCAUCCUUCUUGAUGAGCUCUA
Messenger RNA from Scomber japonicus (chub mackerel), 1126 nucleotides. It is a transcript of the gene lamtor1, whose product is annotated as late endosomal/lysosomal adaptor, MAPK and MTOR activator 1. The record is from RefSeq and is a predicted model, not a curated record. Lineage: Eukaryota; Metazoa; Chordata; Actinopteri; Scombriformes; Scombridae. Gene Ontology annotation, biological process: endosomal transport; regulation of receptor recycling; lysosome organization. The transcript is spliced from 5 exons. Bases 216 to 692 code for a protein of 158 amino acids. Gene Ontology annotation, molecular function: molecular adaptor activity; guanyl-nucleotide exchange factor activity. Gene Ontology annotation, cellular component: Ragulator complex; lysosome; membrane raft.